Molecule: messenger RNA, 12402 nt
Organism: Colletotrichum chrysophilum
Lineage: Eukaryota; Fungi; Ascomycota; Sordariomycetes; Glomerellales; Glomerellaceae
Product: putative Hybrid PKS-NRPS biosynthetic cluster
Exons: 7
Coding region: 1-12402 (4133 amino acids)
Biological process (GO): secondary metabolite biosynthetic process; fatty acid biosynthetic process
Molecular function (GO): phosphopantetheine binding; fatty acid synthase activity; 3-oxoacyl-[acyl-carrier-protein] synthase activity
Source: RefSeq, a predicted model, not a curated record
AUGAAGACCCAGAACGAGCCUAUCGCCAUCAUUGGCACCGGCUGUCGCUUUCCCGGAAGCUGCGACACUCCUUCCAAGCUAUGGGAGCUAUUGGAAAACCCUCGAGACUUGUUGAAGGAAAUUCCAGACGAUCGAUUCAGCGCCGACGGCUUCUAUCACCCCCAAAACUCCCAUCAUGGAACCAGCAACGUACGACAUUCGUACCUGCUGGACGAGGACUUGCGCACCUUUGACGCCCAGUUCUUUGGAAUCAAGGCUAUUGAGGCAAGCUCGAUUGAUCCACAGCAGCGUCUGCUCAUGGAAACUGUGUAUGAGGCACUGGAGUCGGCUGGGCUGUCUGUAAAACGACUGCAAGGUUCCGACACGGCCGUCUAUGUUGGCGUGAUGAGCGCCGACUUUACCGAGAUGCUGGCGCGUGAUAUUGAGAAAUACCCCACGUAUUUUGCUACAGGCACAGCACGCAGCAUUCUUAGCAACCGCCUGUCUUAUUUCUUCGACUGGCACGGCCCGUCCAUGACAAUCGACACAGCUUGCUCAUCGAGCUUGAUUGCUCUGCACCAAGCUGUGCAGGUCCUUCGUUCAGGACAAUCCAGAGUUGCCGUGGCUGCCGGGUCGAACCUCAUUCUGGGCCCAGAGCAGUACAUCGCAGAGAGUAAACUCCAGAUGCUCUCCCCAGCGGGACGAAGCCGCAUGUGGGAUGCGGAAGCUGACGGCUAUGCCCGUGGGGAGGGUAUCGCCGCUGUCGUUCUCAAGACUCUCAGCCAGGCUCUAGCCGAUGGCGAUGACAUCGAGAGCAUCAUCCGCGAAACUGGCAUUAAUCAAGACGGAAAAACUCCCGGUAUCACCAUGCCUAGCUCCAAAGCACAAGCAUCUUUGAUUAGAUCUACCUAUGCCAGGGCAGGUCUUGACUUGAGCAAAGCAAGCGAUCGACCACAGUUCUUUGAGGCUCAUGGUACUGGCACUCCGGCCGGGGACCCCAUUGAAGCCGCGGCAAUCAGCGACGCUUUCUUCGGCGACGACGUAAAGUCCAAGUCUACAAACACGCACGACACUCUUUUUGUUGGCUCUAUCAAGACAGUCAUUGGUCACACUGAAGGCACAGCCGGUCUGGCGGCCAUUAUCAAGGCUUCGCAAGCGCUACAAUCAGGCACUCUUCCACCGAAUCGUCUUUUCAACCGCCUGAACCCCAAGAUUGAGCCCUACUACUCAAACCUGAAAAUCCUGACCGCGGCCCAACCGUGGCCGAAACUGCCAGAAGACGGCACGCGCAGAGUCAGUGUCAACAGUUUCGGUUUCGGAGGCGCGAAUGCCCACGCCAUCGUCGAAAGUGCGGACGCAUACGUAGCCAAAAAGACAUUGGUGCCAAGCCCCCGCUCAUUUGCCCCCUGUCUCCUGUCAGCUGCUUCAGACACUGUCCUUACUUCCAUGAUCGAGCGCCUCAAGGGCUUUUUGAAGAACCAAAAAUCCACCAGCAGUACCGGGAUCAACAUGCGCGAUCUGGCAUGGACGCUGUGUAACCGUCGUUCAACCUGGGGGUCCCGCACUGUCGUGCCCGCAGCCAAAGAUACGCAAGAUCUCAUCGACAAGUUGGACGCUUCAAUUCAGUCCCCCGCUGUCUCUUCCACCAACAAGUCUUCCGAUACCGGCAUUCGGGUAUUUGGCGUGUUCACCGGCCAGGGUGCGCAGUGGCCGCGGAUGGCGGCUGAGUUGAUUGAGGACUCUCCCUCCGUUACGAACAUUAUCAAACGCCUCGAUCAGAGCCUGCAAUCGCUGCCACCGCGCGACCGACCGUCAUGGACCCUGCGCGAUCAACUGCUAGCUCCAAAAGAAUCCUCCAUGGUGGCCAACUCAUCUCUGGCGCAACCGCUUUGCACGGCCGUCCAGAUCAUACUUGUUGAUCUAUUGAGAGUUGCCGGAAUACAAUUCUCUGCGGUGGUUGGUCAUUCUUCGGGAGAGAUUGGCGCAGCAUACGCCGCCGGCUAUCUUUCCGCGACUGAUGCAGUCCGGAUCGCCUACUACCGAGGUCUCCACCUCCAGUUGGUGACUACGAAAGGAGCCAUGAUAGCUGCGGGGACGACGUUUGAGGAUGCUCAAGAGCUUUGCUCACUGCCUGCCUUCGAGGGGCGAGCAUGUGUGGCUGCGAGUAACUCUCCAGCCAGCGUCACGUUGUCAGGUGACGCCGAUGCCAUCGAGGAGAUCCAGAUCGUCCUCGAAGAUGAGAAGAAGUUCAAUCGCCUUCUCAAGGUGGACCGUGCUUAUCACUCUCAUCACAUGAAGGUCGUGGCCGAGCCAUACAAGCGGUCGCUAGAGGAGUGCGGGAUCAACAUCUUGCGUCCCACUAGCGGAUGUCGCUGGGUGUCUUCCGUUUUCACGUGCGAGAUCUCCGAAAUCCCUUCACAUGUGAGCCUUGGCAGUUCGUACUGGGCUUCCAACCUUGUUGAAUCAGUUAGGUUUGCUGAGGCCUUGGAGGUGCUUUACUUGGGCAACACAAUGGACGGAAUGUUCAAUCUCGGAAUUGAGGUCGGACCCCAUCCCGCACUUCAGGGACCUGUCAAGCAGACUGUGCAAGAAUACACUGGGGAGUCACCGUUGGCUUACACGGGACUAUUGGAGCGUGGGAAGAACGGCACCGAAAGCGUCUCCAAGAGCCUUGGUUACAUCUGGCAGACGUUUGGAGAGGGUGUCGUUGAUUUCAGCGCAUAUGAAACCUUCUGUUCCGGUGAACUGGUUGACAAACCGAACUUCGCCGUCACAAAGGGCCUUCCCACCUAUCCUUGGGACCACAGUCGGACACUUUGGCAAGAGUCUCGGCUCUCAAAGGCUUUCAGGACGAAUAAGAACCGCUCACACGAGCUUCUAGGCCGCCAGAUUCUGGACGGCGUACCGGGCCGCAUGCGAUGGCGCAAUAUCAUCAAGCGCAGCGAAAUUGAGUGGCUCGAGGGUCAUCAAGUCCAGAGUCAGAUCGUGUUCCCCGCGGCUGCGUACGUUUCGGCUUGUAUCGAAGCCUGUAUGCGUGCGUUCUCCGAAGAUGGCUCUGUUCAGUGCAUUGAGCUCCGCGACUUCGACAUUGGACAUGCAAUGGUGUUUGAGGACGAUGACAGCACUGGUGUCGAUGCGACAAUUGAACUGGGCGAAAUAACGAAAUCGGACAACACCAUCAGCGCCCGAUUUGGGUUCCACUCCACGGCAAGCAACGAUGCCCUGGCCAUGAACACUCAUGCCAGCUGCCGAGUUAUCGUCGUUCUGUGUGAAAGUGACGCCAAUCUCCUGCCGCCGAAGCCGCAAGAUGAAGACGAAUUUUUGUUGUUAGAUGUCGAAGAAGACCGAUUCUACAACAACCUCGAUGGCCUCGGCUUUGGGUACUCGGGGCCUUUCCGCGCCCUUCGGGGACUGAGACGCCGGCUUGGCUAUGCUGAGGGUCUCAUCCAGAAUCCGGCUUCAACAGUCGACAUCAACGUCCAACCGCCGUUACUGGUCCAUCCAGCUACACUGGACUCGGGCAUUCAGUCCAUCAUGAUGGCUUACUCAUACCCUGGGGAUACCAUGCUGCGCUCCGUCUACGUUCCCACGCGAUUUGAGCGCAUCCUUGUCAACCCGACACUCUGCGCUGAUUUCGCCGGCCAACCUGUCAAGGUGCCGUUCGAUUCGAUCGCAUUCACAGGUGCCGCAAAGAGUGUGACGGGCGACAUCAACAUCUACUCACCUCGAGGGCCGACCUUCAAGGCUCUGCAGCUCGAGGGUCUUCAGACUCGACCACUUUCUGAUCCCACUCAGUCCGACGGCAUUAACAUCUUCACCGAGAUGUCCUGGAAUGUCGCUAAACCCGACGCAGAGACGGCUAUCGCAACGACAUUGGUCCCGCCCCUAGAUGGCGAGUUCUUCUUCGCACUCGAGCGUGUUGCUUACUAUUAUCACCGCGUCCUUGGCCGCGCUUUUCCCUCCUACGAGCGCGAGAACUUGGAAUGGAACUUCAAGCGAUUACUCGAGUACAACGACUAUGUCCUGAACAGCGUCGCUACGGGGACAAAUCCGUUCGCCAAAAACGAGUGGAAGCAUGACACCGAGGAGAUUAUCAACGAGAUCCUCGACAAGUACCCUCAAAGCGCUGACCUUAGGCUUAUGCGCGCCGUCGGUGACAACAUUGUAGCCGUGGCCCGGAAGGAGACCACCAUGCUCGAGCACAUGAUUCAAGACAACAAGCUCAAUAACUUCUACGAGUUUGGAGAGGGCUUUCCCCGGUACACUUCGUACCUAGCUACUUUUGCCGGCCAGGUUGCCCACCGAUAUCCUCACAUGAAGGUUCUCGAGAUCGGUGCCGGGACGGGUGGUGCUACGAAGGCCGUUCUCAGGGAAGUGGGUGACCAGUUCUCUAGGUACGACUUCACCGAUAUCUCAGGCGGAUUCUUCGAGAAGGCGUCCAGGGUCUUUUCGCCAUACAAGUCCAAGAUGAACUUCAGAGUCUUGGACAUAGAGAAAGAUCCUUUGGCACAGGGCUUCGAAGAAGGGUUGUACGACCUCAUUGUGGCAUCCCUUGUGCUCCACGCCACCCGCAACCUGGCGGAGACCAUGGUCAACGUCCGCAAGCUGCUUAAGCCGGGCGGUUAUCUGUUGCUGCUUGAGAUCACAGAAAACGAGCAGAUGCGAUUCGGUCUCCUCUUUGGCGGUCUUCCUGGAUGGUGGCUUGGAGCCGAUGACGGUCGCGUCUUGUCCCCGUGCAUCGAUCUUGAGGCAUGGGACAAUGUUUUCAAACAGACUGGAUUUUCCGGAGUUGAGACCGUUGUCCCACACCACGACACUCUCCCAGUUCCGCUGUCCGUUAUCGUGGCGCAAGCAGUCGACAGCAAGGUCGAGUUCCUGAAACAGCCCUUGAGCCAAUCUUUAGAGGCCAAUGUCAUCCCUCGGCUGACAAUUAUUGGCGGUGGAUCUGAAAGCUCAGCGCUGGCUUUCGAAGUGCAAAGGCUUCUCUUCACGCACUAUGGUGCCAUCCGGUUCGUCGAGUCACUGCACAGUCUCCAGGACGGCGACUUGGAUGUUGGUGGCAGCGUUCUGUGUCUGGCCGAUAUAGAUGGUCCCGUGUUGAAAUCGAUCGAUGCGACCAAGCUUCGUGGCUUCCAGGAAGUCUUUCAGCAAUCCAAGCAUGUUCUUUGGGUUACUAGAGGCGUUCGUGACGGAGACCCCUACGCCAGAAUGGUUGUCGGAUUCGGAAGGACGAUUGUGCUUGAGAUGCUGCACUUGCGACUUCAGUUCCUUGACCUUGACACCACAGCGAUACUCAGCCCCUAUGCCAUUGCCGAGGCGAUGCUCCGGUUUGACGUGGCAGGGUCCUGGGAUGAGAGCGGCGACAUGGCAUACUCUCUGCUGCACUCUCACGAGCCUGAGGUGUUCCUCGACGCUAGUGGUAAACUCUUUGUCCCUCGCUUUAAGCACAAUACCGACAUGAACAAUCGCUACAAGUCGGGAAGGGGCACGGUCAAAGACCUGGUCAACACCGAAACUUCAACAAUUGAGCUCCGUCAUCAAAUUGACAGCAAAACAUGGGAGCUUAUGGAAGUUGACGCUCAACCUACUCAUCAAUCAUGGUUCUCACGAGAUCAUCUUGUCGACGUGGAUGUCACCUACACUGUCAACCGAUCCGUGGCCAUAGCCAAGGACUGCUUUCUCUUCCCUGUCCUAGGGAAGGACACUCGCACUGGAGACUCUGUCCUGGCGUUGACUCCGAGCUUGGCGUCCAAGGUCUCUGUUCCAAGGUCAUUUGUUCUCUACGGGAUCCCCUUCUCAGAGGACCAAGGGGCCAAGAUUGUCGAGAUGUUCUACUCAGAGCUAGUCGCCCGCGCGGCCUUGGGCAAUGAAAGCCUGUCCGGCACUCAGAUUAUCCUGAUUGAGCCCUGGAAUCACUUGGCUGAGUCGGUGAACAGGCUGGCAACUGACAAGAGGGCUAGUGUUCUGUGUCUGACAUGCAAACCCGACACCAAGUGGACUCAUGUUGGGCCCCGGACGUCCAAGUUGGCAAUUCAGCACCUCAUCAAGUCCGAUACGACGCCCGAAGCCAACUACUGUGUCAUGGACAUGGCUGACGACGGGAAUGUCACUAUGGCAAUCUCCGACUUCUUGCCACCGGCCCAACGCCGCAUCGUCCGAAAGGCCGAUCUCACUGGCUCUGCUGCCCACCUACCGACGCGCGACUGUUCGAGAGACAUUCGAACUGUUCUAGCUGAUGCCUCUAGUUAUGUCUUGGACAGCCGAAGGAUGACAACGAGCAUUCAUGGACCAGCCGAGCCAGCUCUCGCUGUCCUGUCACCCACAGAUGUGUCCGGCCCGGAAUCUCCUGCAGAGUUUGUCGUUUCUUGGCAAUCUUUGACGAACAAGGUUCCCGUUUCUGUAGAACCCGUUGAAACCAAGGUUCGUUUCCAGAGCGACAAGACGUACUGGCUGGUUGGUCUCACUGGUGGCCUCGGUCUUUCGCUGUGUGCCUGGAUGGUGCGACAAGGCGCUCGUCACAUUGCCUUAAGCAGCAGAAACCCCAAGGUCGACGCGGGAUUCUUGUCCAAGAUGCGUGGGAAGGGUGUCAGCAUCGAACUGCUUGCUGUCGACGUUGUUGACCGUGAUUCUGUCCAAAAUGCACACAAGACCAUUGAAAGGACCAUGCCAGCGAUUGCUGGAGUUGCUCAAGGCGCCAUGGUGCUUCACGACACCAUGUUUUCCGAGCUUGACAUGGAGCGCGUGGAGAAGGUCACGAAGCCCAAGAUUCAAGGCAGUUUGCAUCUUGAAGAAAUAUUCCACGACGCAGAUCUGGACUUUUUCGUCUUCUUCUCUUCGAUGGCAUCCAUCGUCGGCAAUCCGGGCCAGUCGGCCUACGCCGCGGCCAACAUGUUCAUGUCUGGUCUUGCUACCCAGCGCAGACGCCGAGGACUCAACGCCUCAGCCGUUCAUAUCGGAGCCAUUUUCGGCAACGGGUACGUCACGAGAGAGCUGACACUCCCCCAACAGGAAUACCUGAAGAGGGUAGGAAACCAGUGGCUCUCGGAGCAGGACUUCCAUACCCUCUUUGCCGAGGCUGUCUAUGCCGGGCAAGCCCACCGCGGCAAGAACCCCGAGCUCGCUACAGGCUUGAUGACCAUCGAUGACAGCGACGACUUUGGGAAGAACGUCACAUGGUUCAACAACCCCAUGUUUCAGCAUUGCGUGAGAACAGCACAGAAUCAGGGACAGGCAGUGGACUCUGGCAAGAGCCGUCGCCGAGUCCAAGCCAAAGUUCUGCUUCAAGAGGCCGUCAGCUCAGAUGAUAUCCGCGAGAUUAUCUACGACGCCUUUGCAGCCAAGUUGCAGGACGCUCUGCAAGUCGAGGAGGGCCGAGCUGUGGGCAGCUUGACAGCAGACAAUCUUGGAAUUGACUCUUUGGUCGCGGUUGACAUCCGCUCCUGGUUCAUCAAGGAGUUCCAGGUCGAGGUUCCAGUCCUAAAAAUUCUUAGCGGCGCCACCGUUGACGACAUCAUCGCCCAAGCCCAGAAGCUGCUGUCGAAGGAUCUGAUCCCCAAGUUUGAUGCGAACGCAACAGGCUUGUCCAAGCCUCGAGAGAAGGUCACAACUGCGGUACCGACAGAGGUGAAGGAUACCCCGGUGGUGACCCCGAAACCAACAGCAACGGCGCCGAAGGCUGAUUCGUUCAAGCCCAAGGCCGUGAGCAAGCCUGGGAUGUCUGCUUUUCCAUCGAAUAAGAUGGAGAAGAAGGACACCAAGCCUACAAUCUCCUUCAACUUGCCGAAGCAACAACCACCAAAGGAAGAGACACGGACGCAGGUGAUUCCGAAACAAGACCCGGUUGCUCCGCCUCAGUUAUCGCCUUCAACACCCGCCAAGUCCAUCUGGUCACCCACCACAGACGUCAGGUCUAGCAUUGACUCUGUGAUGUUCGACAAAUCCACAACAAUAUCUGUUCCUGACUCUCCGGCAAGUUCCAUGUCGACUCCGAUGUCCAACGUCGACAAGCCCGAGGCUGCAUGCCAACAACUUUACCACACCACAUUCCGUACUCUUGCGGAGCCCGAUAUUUGCAAGUAUCUCGCGCAAAACAAUGCGGUUGCCAGCGCCGGUACCCAGGUUACCAAGAGCGUUCCCAUCUCCUUCGCUCAGUCAAGAUUCUGGUUCCUGCAACAUCUCCUGGACAAUCCUGCGUCGGCUCUCAACAUCACCAUGGCCAUUGACCUUCGGGGCCCGUUGAACAUUCAGAAGCUUGAGAGAGCGGUCUCGUCUGUAGGUCAGCGACACGAGGCACUUCGCACCAGGUUCACGGCCAGCAAGAACUCGGAAGGUGUUGUGCAAGAGGUCCUCGCUGGAUCGUGCCUGAGCCUUGAGGUCUACGAGAUCAACGACGCCGGCCAUGCUGAGCAGUUUUACAAGGCGCUGGCCGAGCACAAGUACCGGCUCGACCAGGGUGAGAACAUGAGAAUCAUUCUUCUCAGGAUGAUGCCAACAUCAUACCGCCUUCUCAUUGGUUAUCAUCACAUCAACAUGGAUGGCGUCAGUCUUGAAGUAGUUCUGCGAGAGCUGCAACUCGGUUACGACGGUCAAAACCUAUCACCUGCACGAAAUAUCAUGCAGCACCCCGAUUUCUCCAAGCAUCAGCGAUUGGACUACGAUUCAGGACGCUGGUCUGAGGAUCUUGCCUUCUGGCGCAACGAGUUCAGAGGCCAGCCCCCUCCGGUGCUCCCUCUUCUUCCCUUGGCUAAGGCACAAUCCCGCGUGCCUCUGACCACGUACUCGACAACCACGACCGAGUUCUACCUUGACGAGGAAACUUCGACCAGUAUCCAGUCAACCUGCAAGAUGCUCAAAGUUUCACCCUUCCAUUUCCACCUUGCCGUCUUCUACACGCUCUUGGCUCGGCUGGUCGACGUUGAUGAGCUUUGUAUCGGCGUUAGCUCAGCAAACCGACAAAGCCCCGAGGCCAUGGAGAGUGUCGGCUUGUACCUGAACCUUCUUCCCCUUCUCUUCAAAGUCGACCGAAACAACACCUUUGCGAACGUCCUCAAGCUAGUCCGAACAAAGGCCCUCAACGCUUUCAGCCAUGCGAUGGUGCCAUUCGAUGUCAUCGUCAAGGAGCUCGGCGUCGCAGGAACUACUUCGCACAGUCCGAUCUUCCAGGCAAUGGUCAACUACCGCCCAGGAGUAUCGGAUGCUCGCCAGUUCUGCGACUGCGAAAGUGAGAUUUUGACAUUCAAGCAGGGCGACGUGGCGUAUGAUCUGACGUUGGACAUCAUCGAGAAUCCUGGGGGUGCAUGUCGUAUCAUGCUCAGCGGCCAGUCGGUCUUCUAUGGCGAGUCAGAAAUGACACGCAUGAAGAGCAUGUACUUGGAGCUUGUGAACUCCGUCUCUCGCAACCCGGCAACUCGAUUGAGUGCUGCUCCUAUCUACCGUUCAGAAGAUAUCAAGGCGGCCAUUGAACUUGGACGAGGACCCUUCCAAAAGCCGAAGUGGCCAACGACCCUCGUACAUAGGAUUGACGACAUGAUCGAGCGCUUCGGCGACAGAAUUGCCGUUAAAGACGGCCAGGCAACCGGCAUCACUUAUCGGGAAAUGUCACGAAGGAUCGGGACCGUCAGCAACGCUUUGAGCAAACAUUGUACCCGCCCCAUUGGCAUCAACAGCAAAGUCGGAGUCCUCCUCGAUCCCAGCUUCGAUUGGAUUUGCUCGAUGCUGGCCGUUCUUCGCCUGGGAGCAACAUAUGUACCUCUCGACAUCACCAUCGGCUGGGAAAGACUAUCGUCCAUUGUGCGGGAUUGCGAACCGGAUCUGGUUCUGGUAAACAAUCGAACAGAGCUCGAGGCUAAUAACCUGCAGCACACCAUUUCAUCUGAGCAGCUGGUCAAUGUCGAAGCUUUCGCGACGGCCUUGAACCAACGCGCGGGCCCCAUCGCAGCCCAGUCAGACCUUGUUGCGGCCCUCAUGUACACCAGCGGCUCGACGGGUGUGCCUAAAGGGAUUGUCAUGAAGCACGAAUCUUUUCGCAACACUGUUGAAGUGUUGACGGAGAUGGUGUCUUACCGCGAGGGACAAGAAACUUCACUCCACCAGAGUUCCUACAGCUUCGAUAUGUCUCUCAGUCAGAUCUUCUUGGCCCUUUCAAACGGAGGUACGGUCCACGUUGUUCCAAGGGAGCUACGCGGCGAUCCGGAGGCCAUUUCUUCAAUCAUCGCCAAAGAGGGCAUCACAUUCACGACGGCUACCCCGUCUGAGGCCAUCAGCUGGAUCAAUUACGGAGAUUCCGCAGCGCUCGGGAAGUCGUCCUGGAGAAAGUUGUUGAGUGGCGGCGAGCCAGUCAAGGAAAGUCUGACCAGGAGCUUGCGGAAGGUUGAUAAUCCAGAUCUGGAGCUGGUUGACUGUUAUGGCCCUACAGAAAUCACGUUUUGCUGCAGUACCAGGGUGGUAGACUACCGCCUCGACACAAUUCCCAGUACCGAAGCGGAAGGGUUCAAGACUUGGCCUAACUACUCUGUAUACAUCCUCGAUGCCAACCGAAAGGUUGUUCCUACCGGAGUUCUCGGUGAGAUCGCCGUCGGCGGCGCGGGUGUUGUCGCUGGAUACAGCCACCGCGAGCUCAACAACGUUGGCUUCGCUCAAGACGCCUGGGCCUCUUCAGAGUUCUCACAGAGUGGCUGGAAUCGACUGCAUGUGACUGGAGACACAGGCAAGCUCAACCCGACCGACGGUGCGCUCAUUCUCGGUGGAAGAAUUGCGGGAGACACCCAGAUCAAGCUUCGAGGCAUGCGCAUCGACGUUCGUGAGAUCGAGUUAGCCAUCAUGCAAGCCGCCGAGGGCAGCAUCUCAGACGUGGUGGUGGCCGCCCGCGAGUCCAAGGCCACCGGUGCCAGUUCCUUGCUUGCAUUCGCCCUGACAGCCGGUUCACAAGCAUCUCAGGACCUUAGCCGCGUUCUGGCUCGACUUCCUUUGCCCGGAUACAUGCGUCCAGCAGCCAUCAUUCCUCUCAAUGAGUUCCCCAAGAAUCCUUCCGGCAAGGUCGAUAGGAUCGCUUUGAAGAACAUCCCGCUACCUAAGGCACAAGAGUUGGAGAUUCAAUCUGCGGGUCAUGGUGAUGAUAAUCUCAACGACAUCGAAUCACAGCUGCUGCAGCUCUGGUCACAGCUCAUAUUACUCGAGGUGCUCUCGCAGUACCAGAUCACCAAGGAAUCCAACUUCUUCCACGUCGGCGGGAGUUCUAUUCUGCUCGUCCAAUUACGAGCGCUGAUAGAGAACUCUUUCGGCACAAAGGUCACCCUGUUCCAGCUAUUUGAAUCAGGUACGCUGGCAGGCAUGGCGGCAGUCAUCGCCUCACUCUCGUCCGCUUCCUCGGAGACACCAGCACAGGUCAUCACCACCACUGAGAUAGACUGGGAGAAGGAAACCAGCAUCUCUCCUGACCUGCUCCGUGUGCGCGGUGAGCGAUUCUACUUCGGAAACCCGACCGUUGUUGUACUCACGGGAGCCACCGGCUUCCUUGGUCGAGCCAUCCUGACACGCCUGCUCGAAGAUAGCGUCGUCGAGAAGAUCCACUGUCUCGCCGUACGUCGGGACAUCCAGGACGAGAUUUUCCGCUCGCCGAAGGUCGUCGUGCACCACGGAGAUCUAGCGGCUCCGCACUUUGGUCUAUCGGAGAAGAAGCUUUCCGACAUCUUCUCCAAAGCACACGCCGUGAUCCACAAUGGGGCUGAUGUUUCCUUCAUGAAAUCUUACGCCACCUUGAAGCCGGUCAACUUCGAGACCACAAAGAAGCUCGUGCGUCUCAGUUUGCCGCGCCGAGUUUCCUUCCAUUACAUCUCAUCGGCUAGCAUCGUCCAACUCACGGGACAAGAGACCUGGGGUGCCGAGUCCGUCAAGCUUUACCCGCCACUUGCAAGCAGGAACAUCAGCGGAUACAUCGCGACCAAGUGGGCCAGUGAGCGAUACCUUGAGAAGAUCAGCGAUCAGUGCGACUUGCCCAUCUGGAUUCACCGUCCCUCUUCCAUCAAGGGGGUGGGCGCACCGGCGGGCGACCUGAUCUCCAAUCUGCUGCAUUAUUCGAGAGACAUCAAAGCCAUGCCCGACGUCAGCUCCUGGAACGGUUGGCUGGACUUCAUCACGGUGGAGGGCGCGGCUAUGCAAGUCGUAGAUGAGGUUUACAAGGAUUACUAUUGGCCAGGCCGGGUCGCAUAUCUCUACAAGAGUGGCGAGGAGAUUGUUCCGUUGACGGACCUUAAGGCCACGCUUGAGCUCGAUACCGGAUGUGAGUUUGAGGUGAUGGCGAUGGAUGAGUGGGCGACACGAGCUGAGUCCAGAGGAAUGAGCGUGCUGCUUGGCGAGUAUUUACGUGGCGCGGCUAAUGCGCCCGUUACGCUGACGAUGUUGCAAAAGGAAGAAGCCUGGCUUUGA